CCUCAUUUCUCUCUCCUCACAUAAGCCGCGGUUACACAGAGAGCCACCUUUCCAGAUUAUGAUCCUUCCCUUCUCCCCCAUUUGAAUCCACCUUUUUCCUCAUUCUCUCCUCCAUUUUCUUUCAAAUUCUUUUGAUUACUUCUUUCUCCGCAAAGAAGAAACAAGAGAAAGUGAAAGGAAAUAACCCGAUAGGAAACAGAAAAGUAAUGAACCCCUAAAAAGGGUUGGAGUAUCGGCAGCGGCCAUCUCAGAUUUUCGGCAAAGGUCGCAAUUUUUUCUGUCAGAACCAGGUAUCUACGCAAAUUAUUCUAUCAUAGGAAUUAGGUUUGUCUAGAUUAUUGAAAAAGAUCAGAAUUUGGCAAGAGGGCUUCACAUUAAGAAUUUGCAUUUCCGGUUUGUGUCGAAAAUCGGGUGGGGUUCCCGUGAACGAUUGAAUUUUUGAAGUGGCAAAUUGGGGGUUUUGAUCGAUUGAAUUACGAAAUUAGGGCACCCCAAUUUUCCAAACUUGUAGAAGUGGCCUUCUUCUGAUUCGGGGGAAUCAAAAGAUAGAGGAAAAGACUUGGAUUCUUGCGAUCAGGUGAGGGAUAGUGGAAGAAACCGGAUUCUGGAAAAGUGCGAAUUACUCGAUAAAUGGCUGCAUUGGAAAUCGAUAGCGUGGAGUGUGUUUCUUCAAUAGAUGGAAAUGAAGACGAAGAGAUAGUUUCUCACACCAAGCAACAUGCUCUUCCACAUCAGUAUUCUUCCAAGCCUCAUGGCACGGUCGCUGUUGGACUGGUGCCUACUAGCGUCCAUGAGUUACUCGAGUGCCCUGUUUGUACUAAUUCCAUGUACCCACCUAUCCAUCAGUGUCCCAAUGGGCACACACUCUGUUCAACUUGCAAGUCAAGGGUGCAUAAUCGCUGCCCUACUUGCAGGCAAGAGCUCGGUGAUAUCAGGUGUUUAGCACUAGAGAAAGUCGCGGAGUCACUAGAGCUUCCCUGCAAGUUCUUCUCACUGGGAUGUGCUGAAAUAUUCCCGUAUUACAGCAAACUCAAGCACGAAGCAGUUUGCAACUUCAGACCACAUAAUUGUCCAUAUGCUGGAUCAGAGUGCUCGGUCACAGGAGACAUUCCUUGCCUGGUUGCACAUUUGAGAGACGACCACAAAGUGGACAUGCACACAGGGUCUACCUUCAAUCACCGCUAUGUUAAGUCAAACCCACGUGAAGUAGAAAACGCAACAUGGAUGUUAACGGUAUUCAAUUGUUUUGGGCAAUAUUUCUGCCUCCACUUUGAAGCGUUCCAACUGGGAAUGGCGCCCGUGUAUAUGGCAUUUCUACGUUUCAUGGGUGAUGAAACUGAAGCGCGAAACUACAGCUAUAGUUUAGAGGUCGGAGCAAACGGGAGGAAGCUGAUAUGGGAGGGGACGCCACGCAGCAUUCGCUGUAGCCACCGCAAGGUGAGGGAUAGUCACGACGGUCUGAUCAUCCAACGGAACAUGGCCCUGUUUUUCUCAGGAGGAGACAAGAAGGAGCUUAAGCUUAGAGUUACCGGAAGAAUCUGGAAGGAACAGCAGAACCCGGACGCUGGAGUCUGCAUACCAAAUCUUUCUAUCUAACCAAUUUCUUUCUCUCUUUUUUUUGCCUCUUUCGAUUUUGAUACGUUGCGUGGUUGCUUGUAUGUAUGAUAUUAACGUCUCUGCUUGCUUCCAAAUCUGUAACUUUGCCAAAAAGUUUAUUUGUGAAAUGACUCUCUCAACAUCAUCUUCCUAUUUCAAA
Salvia splendens (bonfire salvia) is the source of this 1756-nucleotide messenger RNA. Its product is annotated as E3 ubiquitin-protein ligase SINAT5. The transcript has 3 exons. Gene Ontology annotation, cellular component: cytoplasm. Gene Ontology annotation, biological process: ubiquitin-dependent protein catabolic process; multicellular organism development. The record is from RefSeq and is a predicted model, not a curated record. NCBI's taxonomy places the organism in Eukaryota, Viridiplantae, Streptophyta, Magnoliopsida, Lamiales, Lamiaceae. Bases 631 to 1596 code for a protein of 321 amino acids. Gene Ontology annotation, molecular function: ubiquitin protein ligase activity; zinc ion binding; protein binding.